Molecule: messenger RNA, 309 nt
Organism: Strongyloides ratti
Lineage: Eukaryota; Metazoa; Nematoda; Chromadorea; Rhabditida; Strongyloididae
Exons: 2
Coding region: 1-309 (102 amino acids)
Source: RefSeq, a predicted model, not a curated record
AUGUCUUCUGCAACUGAAACAAAUCCACGUGGAAUUUUGAUAAGUCACGAAAAAAAUCACAACACUGAUCAUCAUAAUGUCACAUUUACUGAUAAAGACCAACUUAUUUUCGUUGAACCUUUAGAAGAAACAACUCCUGAUGAAAGAGAAAAAAUUCUUAACGAAGUAAUCCCAUCACAAUGGAAAGAUGAAAUUGAGCUAUUGAAGUGUAAAUUAAAAGAAGGGAAUCAUGUAAGUGACACUAAAAGUUGUGACAACGAUGACAAAAAAGAAACAACCAAUAAUACAAUGUCUACAGGAGAUUUAUAA